Impatiens glandulifera is the source of this 2363-nucleotide messenger RNA. RefSeq names its product CTP synthase. Gene Ontology annotation, biological process: pyrimidine nucleobase biosynthetic process; CTP biosynthetic process. Lineage: Eukaryota; Viridiplantae; Streptophyta; Magnoliopsida; Ericales; Balsaminaceae. The record is from RefSeq and is a predicted model, not a curated record. Gene Ontology annotation, molecular function: CTP synthase activity; identical protein binding. Bases 237 to 1925 code for a protein of 562 amino acids. The transcript has 23 exons.
GCAAAAUCGUAAUUUUACGAACCCUAACCUAGCAGAAGAGCCACCAUUCUUCUCAUUUUUUUAAGAAUUUUGGUUCAAGUUUUUACAAAUAGAAGAAGAAAGCGACGACUCUUCUUCUUCUUCUUCAUUCUCUUCUGUGCUUCGUCCACUUCUUCUUUUCCCGCUCAGAUAGUUUAACGACAUUAUUCGGCAGUCAAUUUACGCAGCACUGUAGAGCCCACUCAGUCCUCACAGAGAUGAAGUACGUUUUGGUCACCGGAGGCGUCGUCAGCGGCCUUGGUAAGGGCGUAACCGCUAGCAGCGUCGGUGUCGUCCUCAAAGCCUGCGGUCUUCGCGUCACCUCCAUCAAAAUUGAUCCUUACCUGAACACCGACGCUGGUACAAUGUCUCCGUUUGAACAUGGAGAAGUUUUCGUUCUUGAUGACGGUGGAGAGGUUGAUUUGGACUUGGGUAACUAUGAAAGAUUCUUAGACGUGACACUGACCAAAGACAAUAACAUUACUACAGGGAAGAUAUAUCAGUCUGUAAUCGACAAGGAACGACGAGGUGAUUAUCUUGGGAAAACUGUUCAGGUUGUUCCACACAUAACCGAUGCUAUCAAGAAUUGGAUUGAAUCCGUAUCUGUUAUUCCUGUUGAUGGAAAAGAGGGUCCAGCCGAUGUUUGUGUGAUUGAACUAGGAGGGACUGUAGGUGAUAUUGAGUCGAUGCCGUUCAUUGAAGCUCUGCGUCAAUUAUACUUCUCAGUUGGACAAAAUAACUUCUGUCUUAUUCAUGUCAGCCUUAUACCAGUAUUGGGUGUUGUGGGUGAGCAGAAAACGAAGCCUACUCAACAUAGCGUGCGGGAAUUGAGAGCGUUAGGCUUGACUCCAAACUUCUUAGCAUGUCGAUCUGCCCAGCCUUUACUGGAAGGUACAAAACAGAAGCUUUCUCAGUUCUGCCAUGUUCCUAUUGGAAAUAUUCUCAAUAUUCAUGAUGUCCCAAACAUUUGGCAUAUCCCUCUCUUGCUCAAGAGUCAAAAUGCUCACCAUGCCAUUCUUAAGCAGUUCGAUUUACUUGGUGUCGCAGCAUCCCCUGAAUUGCAAGAGUGGACACAAAGAGCGGAAACUUUUGACAAACUGACAAACUCUGUCAGGAUCGCGAUGGUUGGGAAGUAUGUUGGUUUGACAGAUUCCUAUUUAUCCGUUGUGAAGGCUCUGCUACAUGCGUGCAUUGCUUGUUCUUUGAAGCCAUCCGUGGAAUGGAUUGCUGCUUCUGAUCUUGAAGAUGACUGUGCUAUACAGACACCAGAAGCACAUGCUGCUGCUUGGGGGACACUCCGGAAUGCAAAUUGUGUACUGGUUCCUGGUGGAUUUGGUGAUCGUGGUAUCCAAGGGAUGAUUUUGGCUGCUAAAUAUGCAAGGGAGAACAAAGUACCAUACCUUGGGAUUUGCUUAGGAAUGCAGAUUUCUGUGAUUGAAUAUGCUAGAUCUGUGUUGGGUUUGGAAGACGCAAACAGUACAGAAUUUGAUGAUCAGACGCCUAAUCCUGUUGUCAUUUUCAUGCCUGAGGGCUCAAGAACGCAUAUGGGGAGCACAAUGAGACUUGGAUGCCGUAGAACACUGCUUCAAACUCCUGAUUGUGUCACAGCAAAAUUGUACCGUAAUCCAGAGUACGUUGAUGAACGACAUCGGCACAGAUACGAGGUGAACCCUGAUAUGAUUGGCGUGCUGGAGAAAGCUGGUUUAAGAUUUGUGGGGAAAGAUGAAAGUGGUAAAAGAAUGGAGAUCUUAGAACUUUCAGAUCAUCCAUUCUUUGUUGGAGUGCAAUCUCAUCCAGAAUUUAAGUCUCGUCCGGGGAGACCCUCAGCUUUAUUUUUAGGUCUGAUACUAGCAGCUACUGGGCGGUUGGAAGCAUAUAUUAGCAAAAAUCAGAAUGGUAGUGUAUGAAAUAAUAUAUAAGAAGUGAAGUGAAGUGAGUUUGAAAUAUCAUUACAAAUGAUAAAAAGGUAGUUUUAAAGAAACUGUAGCUUUUAAUUUAAUGCAAACUUGUUUUUGAUCCUGAAAUACAUUUAGUUGCUGCUGGAUCUGCUGCAGGCGAAGGGAACUAUUUACGGUUUUGGAGAAUUCCGGGUGUUACAUUCGAGACUUGAUUUGUAUGUGUUUUUUUGUUCUUUGUUUUUUGUUUGUUUGUUUGUUUGUUUGUGUGCACUUUAAACAGUUUUCAUGGUUCUCAACUCAGGUCAACUAAACAAAUUAGGUUUAUAGGUAGAUUAUGGGAAACUGUAUUCUUCCAAAUCUAUCUAAACCCUAAAUCCCAACUUCAGUUUGAAUUUUUAUACAUUUUGUUUCUAUUAUAUUAUGAAUAUUUAAAAUUACAAAAUUUUA